UGUCAGAUCCGAAGGCGGAGUACAUCGGCACCGAGCCUUGGACACCGAAGGAAGCUCUGGAGGGCGGAGAGAUCACGGACAAGGCGGACAUCUUUGCAUACGGGCUGACGCUGUGGGAGAUGAUGUCGCUGGCCAUGCCUCACCUGGAGCUGCUGGAGGGUGAGGACGACGAAAAAGAAGUAGAGGAAGAUGAAGACCAAUCGUUGGAGGUCAGUUUCGACGAGGACGCGUACUACGAUAGGUUGGGCACGCGGCCGGCGGUGGACCUCGAGGCUCUCGGCAACUCGUACCGGAGGAUGGUGGAGCUCUUCUACCUGUGCACUGAGGGAGACCCCGUGAGAAGACCCUCAGCCGCACAGAUCCUCCAGGCUUUAGAGAGCAACGUCCCGCUGAAUAUAAACCCCAGCGAGGUCAUCGUCAUCGACUAGAUCUGCAAGUUAGUUAUCUAGUUUAGGAUCCAGACUAUUAUUUAAAGGCUGGUUUAAGAUGUAUUGCGAAUUUCUCUUAUUUACUAUCCAGAAAAUGUAAAUGUUUCAGAUCUGGACCAAAUGUAGAAAAACACCAGGCGCUAAAUGGUUGAUUUUGGCGUGAAAAACAAAUCUUUAUACUGAGUGUAAAUGUUUCUACUUACUGUUUGUGUUAUAUUUGUUUCUGCACUUCUGUAAACAUUCAUGUCUCGAUCAAACUCUUGAGCUAUCCUGUGUUUAUCUUCUUUGUAUGUUGCGCUUAUGUAUUAUCGGCUAUAAUAGAAUUAAAGAAAUAUAGAAUGAA
This is a messenger RNA of Notothenia coriiceps (black rockcod), 771 nucleotides long. RefSeq names its product PDZ binding kinase (gene pbk). Gene Ontology annotation, biological process: protein phosphorylation. NCBI's taxonomy places the organism in Eukaryota, Metazoa, Chordata, Actinopteri, Perciformes, Nototheniidae. Gene Ontology annotation, molecular function: ATP binding; protein serine/threonine kinase activity. The record is from RefSeq and is a predicted model, not a curated record. The transcript is spliced from 2 exons. The annotation marks the transcript as partial.